AUGCCAUCCAAACCCGAUACUCGAAAGACACCACAACUAGGUAGCGAUGACUUGGUACCUUUUGACCAUGUCGCUGCAGGACAUGAUGGUGUCCGCUGCACAGUUUCAGGCGCUCUGAUUGCGAAGCCAUGCACAAAACAAGAAGUCGAAUUCUACGAGUCGAGCGCCCUCCACCCGGCAUUCCAGGAGUUUAUGCCCCUCUAUAUUGGUUCGCUCUCAUCCGCUGAACAGCAGCAACCGUUGGCAAUUGCUGCUGCCCGAGAAUCCGGCGCCCUUUUCCUUCCCCAGUCCGGUGAUGCAGCCGCCGAAUCCCGACCUCCGAGCGAGCCGCAGUCGCACACAGCCGCUGCGCAACAAAUCCCCUCAGGUCCCGGCAAAGAAGACGCAGCAUGGACCCCCUCCGGUGGCAAAAAAUUAGAUACUGGACUGUCGAUUGUAUUGGAGAAUGUGGCUUGCGGAUUCCGUCGGCCAAACGUGCUGGACGUGAAGCUCGGCGCGCGAUUAUGGGCAGACGAUGCUCCACCCGCCAAGCGCAACAAGCUCGACGCGGUAUCUAAAGAUACUACGAGUUCUAUUCUGGGUUUCCGCAUUGCCGGCAUGAAAAUCUGGACUGGGGAGAAUGGCGAAACCGACGAAGGCGAACUAACAAAUCCAUAUGUUACCAAAUACGAGGGUGCCGAGGGCGAGAAGGGCGAAGUUAUUGAGAAGGACGGCUAUCGACGUUAUGACAAGUGGUACGGCCGGUCUUUCAACGCAAAUAAUGUCAAGCAAGGGUUCGAGACCUUCCUUGCUGGUGCAAAAGCGGGCAAGGUGGACCGGUCACAAAUGGUCGCUCAGCGUCUGACGGAAGAAUUGAAAAAUGUUCAGCAGGUGCUUGCAUCUGAAGAGAGUCGAAUGUACUCCGCUAGUGUGCUGGUAAUCUACGAAGGAGAUCCAGAGGCAAUGGAGGUCGCAAUCGAGGAGGAGAAGAAGAUUUCAGAACGCCGUUCUCAGGAGGAAGAGGACGAGGAUGAGGAGGAUGACCAGGAGUUCGAUAUUCCAGAAGAAGCCAUGCAGCUGGUUGAUAUCCAGCUUGGCGAUGGAACGCCUCAGCAGGCCAUCAAUAUCAGCAUCGAUCCACAGACCAUGCCCAUGCCUAUGCCAACCCUGGACGAUGAGGACGAGGAAGAUACCCCCAAAGUCCAUGACCUCCGUGUUAUCGACUUUGCACAUGCCAACUGGACACCUGGACAAGGACCAGACGAGAAUAUGCUCAUGGGAAUCCGCAGUCUGAUUACCAUCUUUGAAGGAAUGGCAGAGUGA
Penicillium antarcticum is the source of this 1302-nucleotide messenger RNA. Its product is annotated as inositol polyphosphate multikinase. The transcript is spliced from 2 exons. Lineage: Eukaryota; Fungi; Ascomycota; Eurotiomycetes; Eurotiales; Aspergillaceae. Gene Ontology annotation, cellular component: cytoplasm; nucleus. The record is from RefSeq and is a predicted model, not a curated record. Gene Ontology annotation, molecular function: inositol-1,4,5,6-tetrakisphosphate 3-kinase activity; inositol hexakisphosphate kinase activity. Gene Ontology annotation, biological process: inositol phosphate biosynthetic process; phosphatidylinositol phosphate biosynthetic process. The coding region runs from base 1 to 1302 and encodes 433 amino acids.